Theobroma umbraticum is the source of this 2103-nucleotide messenger RNA. Its product is annotated as electron transporter, putative (Protein of unknown function, DUF547). NCBI's taxonomy places the organism in Eukaryota, Viridiplantae, Streptophyta, Magnoliopsida, Malvales, Malvaceae. The record is from RefSeq and is a predicted model, not a curated record.
CACUCUUCCUUUGGCUCUAAGCUUUGGUCUACCCCCCAACUUACAGCUUGAUCAAAACCCUGGUCACCCCUGCUUUUAAUGUUCCAUUUCCAGGCAUUGGUGGGGCGUCUUGAAGGCAUUCAUGGCGAGCCAGGGCGAUUUGUCAGUCGAUAACAUAUCGUUGGAGAUUAGGAGAAAGAAGCUUAGUGGACAGCAAAAGAGAGAGGCACUUGAAAGAGAGGUCUCCAUGCUUCAAAAAAUGCUAAAUCAAGAAGAAAAGAUGCAUGAGAUUCUGACACGAGUACAUCAACAGGAGGAUUGUUCUUCCAUCUCUAUCCCAAAUUUUCUUCCUCCAAAGAUGAAGGAGCUCUUAGCAGAGCUGGCUAUGGUUGAAGGUGAGAUAACUCGUUUAGAAAGCCAAAUAAGCCAACUUCAACUUGGUCUGAAGCAGGAACAGGAAGUCACCAAGGAAACAAAAUCGAAACAAUGGCAACCUGGGAGUCUAAUGAGUCACAUUCAGGGCCAUCCAUCCAGUACAUCUAACCAAAACCCCAUAAAGCAAGGUGGCCAAGAAAAGAUGGCUUUCGAGACCAAGGCUUUGCAUUUUAUAAGCAAAGCUAUUAAAGGGGAUUAUACUCUAAGUGACUUCAGUGUAAAUGAGAGAAUGGGAAACUCAAGAGUGCUUUCUGAUCAGAAAGAAAAUCAGUACCAAGGGGAGGUUAAAUUUCAAGAGAGGAUUCCAAGGAAAAGUGGUUUGUUGAAGGCACCUUCACCUUUGCGAGACCCUCGAUAUUCAUCACCAAAGCCAAGGGAACGUGUAUCAGAGUCCAGUUGGGACCUCCCACCAAAAUCUCUAUCUAGUACACUUCUUGCAGACGAGAACAGUCAGAAUUGGCAUCCCAACAAACUAUCUGAGAAUACCAUGAAGUGUUUAAACUUUAUAUUUAUCAGGCUACUUAGAACAUCAAGAGCAAUGGAACUGGAGAAGUCAGGACCCCUUACCAGGUCUAUGAACACUCCCUUAAGCUCAAGAAGCUUUAGGGUGGAAAACACCCUGAAUCCGAAGUCAAGUCUUGCUUUACAGAAGGAAUCAAGGCAACAAGAUCCCUACGGUAUCUUUGAUACGGAAGAGUCUAUUCCAAGAGACGUUGGCCCUUACAAGAACCUGGUCGUAUUCACAUCAAGUUCAAUAGACCCAAAAUGCAUUUCGAGUUCAAGUUCUAUUCCUUUACUUAAAAAGCUAAGGGUCUUGAUGAGCAAUCUCCAGAAGGUGGAUCUGAGAGCGUUGACUUACCAUCAGAAAUUAGCAUUCUGGAUCAACAUGUACAAUGCCUGUAUCAUGCAUGGUUAUCUACAAUAUGGUGUGCCUAAUACUCCUGAAAAAUUUCUGACGCUGAUGAACAAGGCAACUCUCAACGUUGGGGGCAACACAAUAAGUGCUCAAGCAAUGGAACACUAUAUUCUGAGGAAACCAGCACCUUCCAACAUCAAAGAGGCUUAUCAAAAGGGCGACAAGGAAGACCAAGAAGCCAUUGUCCGCAAACUUUAUGGACUCGAGUUAACGGAUCCGAAUGUCACAUUUGCUCUGUGCUGUGGAACUCGAUCUUCUCCAGCAGUAAGAAUAUACACCGCUGAUGGAGUUGCAGCUGAACUGGAGAAAUCAAAACUAGAGUACCUGCAAGCUUCGGUUGUGGUGACCAACACAAAAAAGAUCGCAUUCCCUGAGCUUCUGCUCAGAAACAUGUUUGAUUUCGCAGUGGACAUAAACUCACUGGUCCAGUGGGUAUGCCAGCAGCUACCUACAUCUGGGUCAUUAAGGAAAUCAAUGGUGGACUGCUUCAGGAGCCACAACAGUGGCAAGAUAUCCAUCAGCGUCGAGAAAAUACCAUACGACUUUGAAUUCCAGUAUCUGUUAGCAAUGUAAACAAAUAGUUUUUCGUUUUCCAAUUUUCCUUUUGUUUGGCAUGAAAGAAAGGAGAAAAUUUGUCAUUCUGGAUUUCUGAUCAGAAUUGUUUGAGCAAAUAAUUGCCAGUUAAGACUCUGGCGUUAUCGGCGAUGUUAUCAGAUGAAGCUAUCAAACCCACUCGUGUACUAAGACUUUGAAAAUAUUUUCAUGGUCUUUGG